This is a messenger RNA of Halichondria panicea, 5588 nucleotides long. Its product is annotated as mucin-like protein. Gene Ontology annotation, biological process: cell-matrix adhesion. The record is from RefSeq and is a predicted model, not a curated record. Bases 28 to 5382 code for a protein of 1784 amino acids. The transcript has 21 exons. Lineage: Eukaryota; Metazoa; Porifera; Demospongiae; Suberitida; Halichondriidae. Gene Ontology annotation, molecular function: calcium ion binding.
AUAAAGCAAGGCAGUUGAAGUCAGUCAAUGAGAGUAUAUAUGAAAUCAAGAGUCAAGAUGGUUGCUCAAGAUCAGAGUCAUUGGAACAUGAUGGCAUUUUUGUUUCAAAUAAUCUUGAUCUUUCAUCAACUUGGAGAUGCUUGUGCACAGGACAGUAUUUCUACAUCAAAUGGCAGGGAUUUCUACAUCGGUUACAUGCGCAAUUUUGCUGGUACAAGUUUCACAACUCUCAGGCUAUGGAUUGGUACCACUUCUACAGAGAAUGUUGAGUAUGUAAUCGAGUCACGAGGUGAAAUAAUUCAACAACAAGGAACAGUAAACAGUACCUCACCUACUACGGUUGCAAUUGAUGCCAAUUUCCAGGUUACUGAUAGCAAUUUUGAAAAUCGAGAAAAAGGACUCCAUAUCUAUAUCACGAUUGACACGGGAUCGAUUUAUGUCAUUGCGGACAAUUCUGUCUCCCCACACAAUCAAGGGGUCUUUCUGGCAUAUCCUUGCUUGACAUUCAAUGAAGAUGAAUAUGAGUACUAUGUAAUCUCUACCGAAGUAGUUAGUACUCCCCAAAGUCAACUCUUACUUGUUGGGUGUGAAAAUGAUACAAAGAUAUCGAUUAUACCGUCUCAACCCAUCACUCUUCCACGAGAUUUACAGUCAUCAAACACAUCGGAUUCAAUUUCAUUAGAGGCAGAAGAUGUUCACAAUGGUACUAUUCAUCAAUUGCAAACAGUUCUGAUCUCCAGUAACGGAGAUUUAACUGGAACAAGAAUUGUGUCAAGUAAACCACUGUCCGUUAUUGCUGGGCAUCAAUGUGGAAACGUGCCUUCAAACACUACUGGUUGUGAACCGUUUGCAGUUCAGGUUCCCCCUUCUUUUACCUGGGGAAAUAAGUUUCUUUUAGCAAGUUUUGGUGGUAGAGAUGCUGAUACUGUUUUCAAGUUUGUGUCUACCGUGCCAACAAACGUUGUUAUCGCAUGUGAGCAGACUUUGAGACUUACAAAUAUUACCGAAUUUCAAUUUGCAGUUUCAGCGAGCAUGUAUUGUUCUCUACAUUCUUCAGAACCAAUUCUUUUGGUUCAAUUGGCAACAUCAGGCAGCGGUGAUGGUAGGGGCGACCCAGCUAUAGCUCUUGUCUCACCAGUAGAUCAAUACGUUCACAACAUUUCGUUUCUGGCACCCCCGGCAAACACUUUCUCUGGAGUAUACAUUAGUGUCACAGUUUCAACUGAAUACUACAGUUCUGAUAGUAUCUUUUACGAUGGUGAAGUUCUUGAUUGUACUUGGAAGGAGAUAUAUGGUGACAAUAGCAUGGUCACUGGAUAUGGGUGCAACUACACCAUUACUAACCUUCGCACUGAUUUACCUUCACAGCAUGUAGUUUCACAUUUGGAACCUAACGGUCUUAUUUCUGUAUUAGUGUAUGCCUUCAGCACAUCCAAUAUAGGCGUGGCCUAUCUGACUGGCCAAGAAAUAACAGCUGGAUUCAUAGGUGAAGGUAAUGACGGCAACAUAGGUGAUUUUGUAGAAUUUUUUGAUAUCACUGAGUUUCCGGGAGUUGCUGAGUUAGACCGUGAUGUGUUGGAUGGUGCAUCAGAAGCAAUCAUAAUCCCAAACGGUUUAUGGUUUGGACAAGAUAUUGUGACGGAAGCGUUUGUAAAUGAAAAUGGAGUCAUUUCAUUUGAUAAACCAUGGGGAUUCUCCUAUCCUGAUCGAUUUCCCACGGACUAUUACUGGACACAACUUGGAAAAGCGAUUGCACCAUUUUGGAGUGACAAUGACAUUCGAAAAGAAGGCCAUGUUAGGUAUGCCACCUACUGCAACAUUACAGACACAACUGGGUGUAGCUAUCAUGCUGAAGGUCAAGCUAUCUUGGAUGAAGUAAAUCUGUUCAUUCAAGCAAAUCGUGGAGCAGAUGCCGAUUUCUUUGCUGGAGAUUGGAUGCUAAUUGCACAGUGGGACCAUGUCCAUCCCUAUCCGCAUGGUUCAGAUAAUACGCAGGGUAUUCGAGAAGAAGUCUUGAGCAAAACCAAUACCUACCAAGCAAUCGUUGUGAGUGACACUAUUCAUACGUCGAUGAUUUUUACCUACAUCUGUGGAGACUUGCAAUGGAGUGCGUUUGGAUCAAGUAGAAAUGCUGCUGUUGUUGGUUAUAAUUCUGCUGGAAACAUAUAUUUUAAUCAUCCAUUAUCAGGCUAUACAUCCAUUGGAGAAUCACUGUCAUGUGCAAUAAGGCUCGGCAAGAGAAGAAAGAGGCAGAGUGUAAGAGGGAGCUCUAUUUUAGAAGAUGUACAAACUGCUAUUGCAGAAUGCAGCAAUAUGUUGGGAUUCGAUGCUCAUACUGAUGUAGAUAAUUAUGUAUCAAUGCUGGAGCCCUGUCCUUGCAUUAAAAGCCAGGCUGAUCUGGACACGGCACGAUUUAGACCUCAAAGUGACAGUGUAAAUUGCUAUGUUUCGAUGAAACCUCUUUCUACAACUCCCGAUGUACUGACAUCCAUGAGAAGUAUGAUUGUUCAACAAUGCUGCUACAAUGAUAAUGGAGCACUGAUCACUAUGGAAAGUGUUGAUGCUGGAUCGCUACUUUUUCAACAUCCCUUACGAGAACCAACUAAAUACAACAAAAUAAGGAACCAGCUGAAUAACGAUGUGACUUUUGGCGAUAAGACAUUUAAAAUGACUUGCUGCACUGGUUAUGUACAAGGGAAAGAUUUCUGUAUGAAAUUCUUUCAAAGAAGACCUAACAACAAUUGCAGUGGAUAUAGACCACCUGUUGUAGUGAUGUACGUAGGUGCUGGCUGGGGAGAUCCACACUUCACUACAUUUGAUGGGUUAAAGUUUGACUUUCAAGGAAUCGGAGACUUUACAGUGUUCAAAACGUUGUCUCCUUCAAUUACUGUUCAAGGGAGAAUGGAGAGAAUCAUCGAUAAUCAUAGAGCUACGUGGCAUACUGGCCUUGCCUUUGGAGACACUGAUAAAUCAUUUGAAGUGACUGGCACAAACAAUGGGCCAACAGGAUGGAGAAUUGUGGAGUCCAAUAAUGAAAUCACCGACCAACUUCCCCCGGUCAGUAGAUGGCCAGAUGAUGACACUACUUUAGUACAGUUACGGAGAGAUAGAAACAACAAACUUACUGCAGAUUUUUUCAGAAGUGGAAUAUCACUAAUUAUUAAUUUGCACUGGUACAAAAACUGUAAUUUCUUUAGCUACAAACUUAAAGUCCCCACUUCAUACAUGCGUCAAGUACGAGGAUUGCUUGGGAAUUUUGAUGGUAGUCUUAGUAUUGAUCGUGAGCUAUUUACAAGAGAGAACCAGCCUGUACCCUACACAUCGGAUCAAGGAGUUUAUUCCGCUAUGACCUCAUGGAUGGUGACAGAGUCACUUUUAUUUCGUAAUGCUUAUGUACCUGUACCUAAUGAUGAUGACCAUGGUACAAGAAAGAGGCGUCAAGCACCAAAUGCAUAUACUCCAACAUUUUUUGAUAACUUGAAUUUUAAUGACACACAAAGAACGCUUUGUGAAAACAAUCGACAGUGUCUGUACGAUUUGUUUAUUACUGAAGACAAUGAUGUCGCACAGACUACAUUGGACACAGAAAAAGAAACUAAUAUGACUAUUGCAACUUUAAAUAAUUUUCCACCAAACAUUUCAGCUGAAGCUACUUUAAGGGUCAACCUAGGGGAACAGUCUGUUCUCGCUCUAAGUUUGGUUGAUUCGGAUGAUAAUUUUACAUUGAAUAUCCAAGAUGGCCUACCUGACAGCCCCAUAUUGGAGAAGAUCUCAGAUGGGGAGUAUUUCUUUAUGUGGACUUUGCAACAAGUUACCAACAAGACUCUUGUGUUCAUUGCUAACGAUACGAGAGGUGCUGCCUCACUUUUCAUUCCAACUGUGGAAAUCUGUGCCUGUGUCAAUGAAGGAGUUUGCACACUGGAUGGUUUACUCACCAGCAAUACCACUGUUGUGAUGAACUGCUUGUGUAGUGAAGCGUAUGACGGGAGGUUCUGUCAGGAAGAUCGCAAUGGCUGUUCGGAGAUCCAGUGUUUUGAGGGGGUGGAGUGCAUGGACAUUCCUGCUCCUGGGGUGGGGGCGGUGUGUGGAGAUUGUCCCCUGGGUUACACAGGAGACUCACUCAAGUGUUACGAUAUUGACGAGUGUUUCCUUGAUGCUAAUCUAUGUGAACAAGUAUGCACAAAUACUGAUGGAGGAUUUGUGUGCUCUUGUGUGGAAGGCUAUCAGCUUAUGGCAAACCAGUGCGAAGAUAUUAAUGAGUGCCAUACUAUUAACGAUUGUCAGCAGCUGUGUCUUAACACUGAGGGCUCGUACACCUGCAGCUGUAAUGAAGGGUUUAACCUGUCAACCGAUGGUAGAAAUUGUACAGCUGAUUUUCCCUGUAAUGGAUCUUGUUCAUUUGCGUGUGCUGUCAUUGAUGGACUAGAACAGUGCUAUUGUCAAAAUGGAUUCCAACUGGACAUCGUUAAUGAAACCCUAUGUAUUGAUCAAAAUGAAUGCCAGGAGAGCAAUCCUUGCGAGCAUGAGUGCACCAACAACAAGGGCUCGUUCAGCUGCUCCUGUAGCACUGGCUAUCAGCUCCUCAGUGAUGGCAAAAGAUGUGAAGAUAUCGAUGAAUGCUUUCAAGCUGCUUUUAUUUCAACUGACCUCUGUGAAAAUGACCCAAACUCUCAAUGUAUAAAUACCGAAGGAUCUUUUGAGUGUACUUGUGCAGCUGGUUACAACAACCUAACAAUAAAUGGUUCCUGUCAACGGGUGAGGAAUGAGCCACCACCCAAAGUUGAUGUGAUUAUUGAUGAAACCAGCAUUGAAAACAGUGUGAAUUUCACCUCCUCAACAUUGACACCUGACACAUUCACGCCAGAUCGUCAGCAACUAUUUAGAGAAACAACUGCAAUUGCUGUCAAUAACUAUUGCACCUCAGUAUCCUGCAAGUUGAUACUUCCAUCAGGAGAAAUACAAAAAGUCACCCAACUCGUUAUCUUUUCAGCAAAUGUUGCCAUUCCGACUUCCCUCAUCAAGAAAAAAGACGGAGAGAAUAUGAUGUUUGUUGUGUUUGUUCAAGUUGACGAAGCUUAUCUCUCAAAAGAUAAUUUAGAGUACGCAAUAAUGAAUGCUGCAGAACUCUACAAAAUGAACGGAUUCCUUCCCACUUUUGAGCUUACUCCUUCUACUCCAACUGUGUGGAGUGGUUCAGCACUGAUCGGAGUGAUAGUGGGAGUUAUAGCAGUACCUAUUGUUUUGGUGAUACUAAUUCUCCUAGCUGUUUUGUGUAAAAAAUGCUGCUUCAAUAAAAGUAAAAUAAAUCCGAGUCAUCAGAUUGAGUUGAGCACUGUUGUUGACAAUCCUUUCCAAGAUAAAGUCGAUAAAGAUCAUCAUUAAUAUUGUAUGAACAGAUAAUUAGCUCGCCGCAGUAUAUAUUAUUAUUAUUGGUUUUUUAUAGACACCCUAGCUAUUAGCAUAUAAAAGUAUGUACUUUAUUAUUAUACAGGUUCCUUUAGUCAAUGUACACGAUAAAAAUUAUAGUAGAUGUUCUGUGUAUAUAGUAUCAACAUCUUGUUCUUUUUCUGUUUGACUAAAAUGAUAAA